AUGACGAGCAUAGAUGCUGCGGAUGGCGAGCCCGCUGUGCCCCCCGGCGCCGCCCACCAUCAACAGCACAACAACAACAAGCACCUGCAGCUUCACUACGGAGCCCCCGCCAGCCAGUGGGCGGCUGCUCUGCCCAUCGGCAAUGGCCGGCUCGGUGCCAUGGUCCACGGCCGAACCACCACCGAGCUGCUGCAGCUCAACGAGGAUUCUGUGUGGUACGGUGGCCCCCAGGACCGAUCUCCUCGUGAUGCUCUCCGGAAUCUACCCCUGCUGCGACAGCUGAUCCGCCAGGAACGCCAUGCUGAGGCCGAGGAGCUCAUCCGUACCGCCUUCUUCGCCACUCCGGCGAGCAUGCGGCACUAUGAGCCCCUGGGCACUUGCACUAUCGAAUUCGGCCAUGCCAGCGAGGGCGUCACCGGUUACAGCAGGUCGUUAGAUUUGUCAAAUGCCGUCUGUACUGCUAGAUACCGGUAUACAGAUGAGGCUGCAGGCGACGGCGGACUCGACGUCUGCCGGCAGAUGAUUGCCAGCUUUCCGGAUCAAGUACUAGCCCUCAGAGUCACCUCCAGUCGGAAGACCAGGUCCGUCAUCAGGCUGGACCGAGUGAGCGAAAUCGAAUGGGAGACGAACGAGUAUUUGGACAGUAUCGAAACGAUCGAUGGUCGGAUUGUACUACAAGCGACACCCGGUGGCCGGAAUAGUAACCAGCUCGCUAUUGUCCUCGGAGUCACCUGCGACGAUGUGGCCAGCGGUGGCUCAGUCGAAGCUCUAGGCAAUUGUCUAAUUGUCAACUCGGCAUCGUACACUAUCGCAAUUGCAGCCCAGACGACAUAUAGGGAAAAUGAUCCGGUACAGAAGGCAAUUAUCAACGUUGAUGGAGCACUCUCCCAACCAUGGGAGGAGCUCCUAACUCGCCACAUUACGGACUACCAAGGCCUCUUUGGAAGAAUGGGAUUACGAAUGUGGCCGGAUGCCAACGACAUCCCGACAGACGAGCGGAUCAAGGACAAUCGGGACCCGGGCUUGAUCGCUCUGUAUUCGAACUACGGCCGCUAUCUCUUAAUCUCAUCGAGUAGAGACUCGCCGAGUCCCCUACCGGCAAAUCUGCAGGGCAUAUGGAGCCCGUCCUUUGCGCCUCCGUGGGGAUCAAAGUAUACCAUCAACAUCAACAUCCAGAUGAAUUACUGGCCAGUGAGCGCAAGCAACCUGUUCGAAUGUUCAUUGCCGCUGGUGGACUUGCUGGAGCGGAUCGCUGAGAGAGGAAAGAAGACGGCUAAAGCAAUGUACGCUUGCCGCGGCUGGUGUGCACAUCACAAUACAGAUAUCUGGGCCGAUACCGACCCGCAAGACCGAUGGAUGCCGUCGACGAUAUGGCCACUUGGCGGUGCGUGGUUAUGUAUCGACAUGAUGAAGCUGUUGAAAGAACGAUAUGAUCCGGGAUUACACGAACGUCUAGCGCCUGUACUCGAAGGGUGCGUCGAGUUCUUGCUAGACUUUCUCAUCCCAUCGCAGUGCGGAAGAUAUCUUGUGACGAAUCCAUCCCUGUCGCCUGAGAAUACGUUCAUCUCCGAGGACGGCAAGCCUGGUAUACUGUGCGAGGGGUCUACGAUGGAUACCACUAUUGUCGGCAUGGUCUUCAAGUACUUCCUGUGGAGCAUAGAGAAAUCCGGCCAGACGCAUGCGUUGACUGAACAGGUCAAGUGUGCCCUGGGGCGUCUUCCUCCAGUGCAAAUUAACAAGGAUGGCUUAAUUCAGGAAUGGGGACUGAAGGACUACGGUGAACACGAGCCGGGACACAGGCAUGUAUCCCACCUCUUCGGCCUCUAUCCCGGAGACACGCUCUCAACACCGGAAGAGCGUCAAGCGGCAAAGAAGGUCCUCGAUAGACGAGCCGCGCACGGCGGUGGCCACACAGGUUGGUCGCGCGCUUGGCUCCUGAACCUACACGCGCGGUUGCUCGAUGCCGAGGGAUGCGGGAGGCACAUGGAUCAGCUCCUGCGCAGCUCGACGCUGCCCAAUAUGCUGGACAACCACCCGCCGUUCCAGAUCGAUGGGAACUUUGGCGGCUGUGCAGGCAUCCUGGAGUGUCUGGUGCAGUGGAGGGAUGGGGAUGAUGGUUGCCUGUUCAUAUGUCUGCUCCCUGCGUGUCCGAAGGAAUGGUCCCGCGGCGAGUUGACGAAUGUGUGCAUAAAGGGAAACUGGCUUGUCUCGUUUACAUGGGAAGAGAGUAGACUGGUGGGCCAAGUCGUCAUCCGACGGCUUGUUGAUGAUGACGAGACGGCCACAUUCGAGGCUCAUGGCACAACAUUGGGUUCUGUCCGAGCGAAAGGCGAGCACACUCUGUCGGUGGGCGAGACGAAGUGA
Messenger RNA from Phaeoacremonium minimum UCRPA7, 2364 nucleotides. Its product is annotated as putative glycoside hydrolase family 95 protein. The coding region runs from base 1 to 2364 and encodes 787 amino acids. NCBI's taxonomy places the organism in Eukaryota, Fungi, Ascomycota, Sordariomycetes, Togniniales, Togniniaceae. The transcript has a single exon. Gene Ontology annotation, molecular function: alpha-L-fucosidase activity. Gene Ontology annotation, biological process: carbohydrate metabolic process. The record is from RefSeq and is a predicted model, not a curated record.